GCAUGAUGAACAAAAGCUUCAUCUCACUAAACGGCACUGCAAGUCCAGCUCAUGUUAAAGGGAACUACACAAAGUGUGGCCAGAUGAGUAUGAAAGCACCAGACGCUGGAGAUGUGAUUGACAGAGGACAGAACAGGACCUGCAAGGAGAGACGUGGACCAGGUAAUGUGACACGCUGUCAGGUGCCAAGACAACGCCCCUUGUCAACAAGCUCCAUGAUGACUGUGACCCUGCGCUCUCAUCAGCGGCAGUGGGCGGACGACAUCUGUGUAUGUGGGAUCUUCCCUGUUAUUAUUGAGAAGAAGAACAAGAAGAAACCACAGCCUCCUCAACGAAGCGUGUCCUACCAGCGACCCCAAUCAACAACACAUUCUUCCUUCAAACGUUACUCCUGCCCACCAAUUGGGAUCUCUGCCUCCUCAGGUCAGUCAUCCUCAUCCUCUUCCUCCACCACCUCCUCCUGCUCCUCACCUCCUCCUGUCCAGACAUCUGUCAUCACUGGCCACGAUCCUCUUGGCUGGAAGCUGCAACCCAUUUCAAGCUCCAGCUCUUCACGGGCACGUGCGAACAGGCUGUCUCUGCAGAUUCCAAUCCCUGUCAUCCCCGUCUCCAACUCUCCAAACUCAGAGCCUUCAUCCAAAACCAAGCCUGAACUCAGACCCAAACCUCCACGGCGCCACAACUCCGAAUCCUCAGCCUUCCUAAGAUCACUGGCUAACCCUGCCGUGACACCUGAGCAGCUCUGCACUGUACAUCUCCGCCCCAUCACCUUUUCAGAUGAAGUAGACAAUGUCUUUGGAGAAGUGACACAAGAACAAGAGGGGACAACUGCUCCGCCAUGCAAAAUACCACCACCUGUUAUGGAAAAAACCGCCAUGGCAAGACAGAUAGCCCAGCUAAUCGCUAAUUCACGGCAGUGCUACAGGCCCCUGAUGGCUAAAAACAACAAAAACAUUUACAGCAGUGUCAUAAAGCCAAAUAACAACAACAAGCCUGCUGCUAAAAUGGCUGGGCUGCAUCUUCAAAAUGGCAUGACGUCAAACUUCGAUGUGCAGGAAGAAAGCAGAAGACUCUCCUAAUCUUCAUCAGAAAAUACUACUAGAAUGGAUGAAGAAUGGAGAACAUGUACGUCCCUGAGGACUGAGCGCCAUGCUUCAUUAGCUUUAUUUUGAGUUAUUCUGAAAUAGCUGAGCUUUCUAUAGAUUAAAAUACACUUUUCUGGUUCCCUCGAAAGAAAACAAGUGAUCUGGCUUCAACUUUAAUUUUUGUUUUAAUUCCAGAGGAAUUUCUGUUUGAUUCCAUCCUUUCUUUUGUCAGCUCUUUCUGUUGAAUAUGAUUGUUCUCUGACCAAAAUAAAAACUAUUAAAGCCAUGUGAAAGAAUACUUUUGUAUAAAAAGUUGUGUGAAAAUUAUAUGGGUGGUUGGUUGUUUUGUUUUUUUCUUUUGUUGUUUGUUGUUGUUUUUGUCAGAUCAGCAUCACACCAUCUGACGUUGUGGUACUAUGAUCUACUUCCUACAUUGUGAUACAAACUUGGGUAAACCUUUGUGCAUUUAGCUGACAAAAGCUUGAACUGUAUGCAGCAACAUGCCAUUCAGCAGGAUGCCCAUUCAGCUGUCUUAUUUAGUAAAAGAAAGUAGUAAAAAAAAUUAAACAGAUAUAAAACCAAACAUUUCAUGUAGCUGAAUAUUCUAGCUGAUUAAACACAUCUCGUAAUACUGAAUACAGUUUUCAGUUUUAGAUUUUUUUUUUCAAAUUAAGUACAGGAUAUAAUUUAAGGAGCCUCUCAGUCAUGAGGAAACUCUUUUUAUUAAACUAAUAAAGACUUUUUAGUUUCAAGAUCUAUUCUGUUGCAAAGAAAUGACAUGUUUCAGCAACCUAUUUUUUACGUAAUUGUUGUUGCUUGUUAAAGCCAUUUAUGGCUAAAUAAAUUGCACAAAAAUUUGUGGGAAUGAGCUGUCAAUUGUUUGUUUCCUAUAAAUCAUAUGCAGCCAUUAUUAGAUACCGAGUUAGUUGUAGUUCAAAUUUUGGGUACCCUGUCACACAUAAAAGUGUCUGGAUUAGGCUGUAAUGUCAGCAGCUCACCAGUAGGUGUCCGUAUAGCAGAUAAUUGUAAAAAACAAAGUAAGAAAUAAUGAAAUGAUUUCUUUUUUUAUAUUAUUUGCAAGAACAUCUUUAACAUUUCAGUACAGACUGACACUUUUUGUCAGCACUGUAACAGAUUUAUAAGCUAAUGAUGACCAAAUUUAGGCAAAAC
Melanotaenia boesemani (Boeseman's rainbowfish) is the source of this 2255-nucleotide messenger RNA. RefSeq lists its product as uncharacterized. Bases 3 to 1079 code for a protein of 358 amino acids. NCBI's taxonomy places the organism in Eukaryota, Metazoa, Chordata, Actinopteri, Atheriniformes, Melanotaeniidae. The record is from RefSeq and is a predicted model, not a curated record. The transcript is spliced from 2 exons.